UCUCAUACAGUGCAGACGCUUUUUUCUCUGCUCUUCCUCUGCUUGCUCUGCCUCUGUUGACACUUUUUUUCUUGCUGAUAAGCUCGUUUUCUUCGGAAAUAUUUUUUUAGAAGCGUCGACUCCUGAAUACUUUUAAAUCUAUGGGACUUUUUUUUUUUUUUGUGGAUAAUCAGUUGUUUCAUCAUCACGUGAUCGUGGCCUGCUAAUUAGCACAAGCCUGGUGUUAGCAACAAGACCAGCCAUCAAGAUGCCUCCUUCUCUACAACGGACUAUCAUGGACUACUGCAGAGGGUUUCAAUUCUGGAAUCGAAAAUCUGCCGCCUUGAAGUCUAUGUGGAUGUAAAUGGACAGUCGGGAAAUGAAACCACUCUACAGAUGUCUCAAAAUGGUGAGCAGAGGUUUGCUAACAGACAGCCACCUGGCUCACCAAGGAGGACUGAAGUGAACAUUUGAAAGGAAAACGGACACCCCAGCAGUUCUCUCUGGAAUUUACUGAGAGCAAAGCCCAAACAUAUGGGAUAUUUAAAAAGGAAGACACAACAGCACCAGGCAACUACUGAAGAAUCUGGCUGGCCUGUGUUGCGGGCCACCUCAACAUCAAGUGGGGCAGCCAUGGACGGUUGUUACAGCAAAGACCAAGAAAAAAGAAUGUGAGUCAGUGCAAAAUAUUGAUGUCAGACUUAAAAAUACAUUUGAGGCACUCCUACAAGGCCCAGGCCAAGAAUGCUCAUCCUCCACCACCACUGAAAGCACUUUUCUGAAGUGGGAAGGGGGACCCGUGUUACCCUUUUGGGCUGUGCCCGGCCAAGCCCAAUGGGUGCAAGCCCGGCCACCAGGCACUCGCCUUCGAGCCCCACCUGCAGGAGUUCUGUUCCUAUGCUGGAUAAGAUGCUGUACUUACCAUUACCGCUGAGAAGUGGAUGGAGAACAAGAGGAGGCUGUGCUUAGCAAUUGCAAAGAAAUUUGGUCCUCAACCCGUAACAUAGUUAAUGGAUUAUCUAUUGGCUGCAGAAGCAUUGGCAAAAGACACAACUUUCUUCUUUGGGGCCACAAUGUCUAAAAAGAACAACAUCAGCAAUCUCUCUAGGUAGAUACCAGUAAAUACUGAAAGAGAGGAGAGAGAAGCAAGAAGAUGACAAAGCUGUCAGUGCUCUGAGAGGUGCAGACUGCUCCUAGGCUUGUCUGAUAAUCUGCUAUUCACUACCGCUUGAGCAAAGAUCCCCAGACCAGAGAAGAGCCUGUGGGCAUUGUGCAGGGGGUCAGAAAAGAAGAAUUGGAAUAAUUAUCUACUCCACUCUUGGUACGAGUGUAAGGUCAUCAUGAGGAUGAAAGGCCUCAUCUUGGGCUGCGUGAUUGUGGCGAUGGUCCUUCAGCCCGCCACUGCUGGCCUAGUAAAGAAGGUCAUACGCCAUCGCAGAGAGGCUCUGAUGCCUAAGAAGAACCAAGAGAACCUCACACUACCAAACCCUGACCAACCAGUUGUCUUCAACCAUGUCUACAACAUCAAUGUUCCCUCCACAUCCCUCUGUUCCGUGGACCUCGAGUCACCUGGAGGCACCGUGCCCAAUUACAAGAAUAAGCCACUGGACAUGCAAAACACUGAGUACAUGGAGCACACAGUGGAUGGUGACAAUCAGAUUGUAUUUACCCACCGCAUCAAUAUCCCCAAGCAGGCAUGUGGCUGCAACAACCAGCCACCUGAUAUAAAAGAAAUCCUAAACAGACUGGAGCUGUUGGAAUCGGAAUUUUCCAGUCUGAGAGAGCAGUGUGGCAGUGGGGCAGGUUGCUGUGGAUCGCAAAUUACUGGCGAGGUCUCCAUAAAGCCUUACUGUAAUGGCCGUGGGAAUUGGAGCACAGACACCUGCAGCUGCGUUUGUGAGCCAGGGUGGAAAGGCCCCAACUGCACUGAACCUGAGUGCCCCAAUGACUGCCAGGACCAAGGCCGCUGUGUGGAUGGAAAAUGUGAAUGCUUUGAAGGCUUCAGUGGUGAUGACUGCAGCACAGAGAUAUGCCUGCUGGACUGUGGUGAUUAUGGUCAUUGUGUGGAAGGGUCUUGUCUAUGUGAGGAGGGCUUCAUUGGUGAGGACUGCUCCCAGACAAACUGCCUCAACAACUGUCUGGGUCGUGGACGAUGCGUUGAUGAUGAGUGCGUCUGUAAUGAGCCUUGGACUGGCUUUGACUGCUCUGAACUCAUCUGUCCAAAUGACUGCUACGACCGUGGACGCUGUGUGAAUGGCACUUGCUUCUGUGAUGAUGGCUUCACCGGAGAAGACUGUGGUGACCUCACUUGUCCUGGCAGCUGUAACAACCGUGGCAUGUGUGUGAACGGACAGUGUGUCUGUCAGAGUGGCUACAGUGGGGGAGAUUGCUCCAAGCUCACCUGCCCCCAGAACUGCAAUGAGCAAGGGCACUGCUUCAACGGGAAAUGCAUCUGUGACCCAGGAUUUGAGGGUGAAGACUGCUCUAUUCUGUCAUGCCCUGAAAACUGCAGCAACAAAGGCCAGUGUAUAAAUAGAGAAUGUUUGUGUGAUGAAGGAUACCAAGGUGAGGACUGUGGCGAGCUCUCCUGCCCUAACAACUGCCUAGAUCAUGGGCGCUGUGUUUCUGGCCAAUGCAUAUGUGAUCAGGGCUUCACCAGCAAGGACUGCAGCAUCAAGACCUGUCCUAAAGACUGUAUGGGACGUGGGGAGUGUGUAGAUGGCAAGUGUGUGUGCUUUGCUGGUUUUACGGGUAAAGGCUGUGGCGAGCUGACCUGCCCCAAUGACUGUCUCAGCCAUGGUCACUGUGUGAACGGCCAAUGUAUUUGUCACAAGGGUUUCACUGGUGAUGACUGCAGUGAGAAGACCUGCCCCAAAAACUGUUUGGACAGAGGAUAUUGCAAUGAUGGCAUCUGUGUUUGCUAUGAAGGCUUCACUGGGUUCGAUUGCUCCAUCAUAACCUGCCCUGGAGACUGCCAGAACCAGGGAAUUUGUGAAAAUGGAGUGUGCGUCUGCAAUGAGGGUUUCAUUGGUGAAGACUGCUCUGCUGUUUCACCGCCAAAGGACCUAACUGUGGAAGAAGUCACACCUGAGACAGUGGAUCUGUCUUGGGAGAAUGAGAUGCAUGUAACAGAGCACCUCAUCACCUACACUCCCACAGCCCCUGGAGGCCUGGAUUUGGAUGUGCGGGUGCCCAGCGACCAGAAGAAGGCCACUAUUAUAGAGCUAGAACCAGGCAUUGAGUACCUGAUCAGUGUGUAUGCUAUUCUCAAUAACAAGAGGAGCAUUCCUGUUACUGCCAGGGUGGCAACACACCUUCCUGAGCCUGAAGGACUGAAGUUCAAGACAGUGCGUGAGACAUCUGUGGAGGUACAGUGGGACCCACUGGACAUCCCCUUUGAUGGCUGGAACCUCAUCUUCAGAAACACUAAAGAGGAAGAUGGUGAGAUUUUUAGCUCCCUCAGCCGUCCAGACACAACCUUUGAGCAGUCUGGCUUGGGCCCUGGCCAGGAAUACGAAGUCAAACUGGAGGUAGUGAAGAACAAGAAGCGUGGACCUCCUGCCUCCAAGAAUGUCAUCACAAGAAUUGAUGGCCCGAGCCAGGUGAACAUACGUGAUGUAACGGACACAACAGCGUUGGUGACUUGGUUCCAGCCUGUGGCCAAUGUGGAUGGGAUCAGUAUCACUUUUGGACCUGGCUCCAGCCCUGCUGAUCACCGUGUGCUUGAGCUUUCCUCCACAGACACCCAAUACCACCUUGGAGGCCUCACCCCAGACACCCAAUAUGAGGUAUCUCUGACAGCCAGGAAGGAAGACCAGUCAAGUGUCCCGGUUUACGAAUCAUUCUUCACAGACUUGGAUGCCCCCAGGGAGCUUCAGAAGCUGGAGCUGACUGAUGAAAGCAUCACUCUUCAAUGGAAAAACAGUCAAGCUCAGGUGGACAACUACCGUAUUAAGUAUGGACCUCUGUCUGGAGGCGAGCACAGAGAACUGCUCUUCCCUGCUGGUCCAAAAGAAACAACGCAGGCCAAGAUCAUCGGUCUGAGACCAGCCACAGAGUAUGGAAUGGGAGUGACAGCAGUGAAAGGUGAUCGGGAGAGUCUGCCAACGACCACCAAUGCUGUGACCGCGCUGGAUGCACCAAAGGACCUAACUGUUGCAGAUGUGACAGAGACAACGAUGACAUUAGAGUGGAGGCGUCCCCUGGCCAAAUUGGACUCCUACCGACUUGUCUGUGUUUCCGCUGAUGGCCAAAGGACAGAAGAAGUGCUCCUGGGAGGAUCUGAGUCUCAUACCUUGAGAGGCCUAACACCAGGCAUGCUCUACACCGUCAGCAUCACUGCUGAGAGGGGCCGCAGGACGAGUGCACCGAUCAGCAUCUCAGCACCUACAGAUCUGGGGCCACCUAAAGGCAUACGCUUCUCUGAUGUCACUGACUCAUCCGCUACCGUCCACUGGGUGGUUCCAAGAGCCCGAGUGGACAGCUACAAGGUCACGUAUGUGCCAGCUCAUGGAGGAAAUGCUAAGACUCUGACAGUGGAUGGAUCAAACUCGCAGACUGUGCUCCCAAACCUGAUACCUGGGGUUACCUACGAGGUUACUGUCAUUGCACUCAAGGCCCAAAGGGAGAGUGAGCCUGCGUCAGACAGUGUCAUGACUGCUUUGGAUAAACCCCGUGGUCUGACGGCAGUCAAUAUCACAGACACCGAAGCGCUACUUCUCUGGCAGCCUGCCAUUGCUACAGUGGAUGGUUAUGUUAUUACCUACAGUGCAGAUUCAGUGGCUCCAGUGAUGGAACGUGUGUCUGGAAAUGUGGUGGAGUUUGCAAUGACCACCCUGGCGCCAGCAACACGAUAUACCGUAAAGGUCUAUGCCAUUAGGGAUUUGGCCAAGAGUGCCGUCACAACAACAGAAUUUAUCACUGAUGUGGAUGCCCCUCAAGACUUGGCAGCCAGCAACAUCCAGACAGAGUCGGGCAUGCUCACCUGGAGCCCGCCACGUGCUGACAUUACUGGGUACAUUCUCAGUUUUCAGUCUUCUGAUGGCAUCAUCCGGGAGGUGGUUCUCAGCCCCACUGCAGUUUCCUACAACAUGGUUCAGCUCGGUGCCUCAACAGAAUAUUCUGUUCGGCUGCAAGCCAUUGCUGGUCCCAAGAGAAGCAGAGUCAUCAGCACUGUCUUUACGACCACUGGUGUGCUCUACAAACACCCCAAGGACUGUUCCCAGGCCCUUCUAAAUGGUGACACCACAUCUGGCCUGUUCACUAUCUAUCUGGGCGGAGAUGAGAGCCAGCCCCUUCAAGUCUACUGCGACAUGACCACUGAUGGAGGUGGAUGGAUUAUCUUCCUCAAACGCCAAAGUGGUAGACUGGAGUUUUUCCGUAACUGGAAGAAUUACACAGCUGGCUUUGGUGACAUGAAUGAUGAAUUCUGGCUGGGGCUAGCCAACCUGCAUAAGAUCACAGCAGGAGGUCAGUAUGAGCUGCGAGUGGACCUCAGGGACAAAGGAGAAACCGCUUUCGCUCAUUACGACAAGUUCUCUGUCUCUGAACCAAGGACCCGCUACAAAGUCCAUGUUGGGGGAUACAGUGGAACGGCAGGUGAUUCGAUGACCUACCACCACGGUCGUCCAUUCUCCACGUUUGACCAUGACAAUGAUAUUGCUGUUACCAACUGUGCUCUAUCAUACAAGGGUGCAUUCUGGUAUAAAAACUGCCACCGUGUCAACCUCAUGGGAAGAUAUGGUGAUAACAGUCACAGCAAGGGCGUCAACUGGUUCCACUGGAAGGGCCACGAGCACUCCAUUGAGUUUGCAGAGAUGAAAAUUAGGCCAUCCAACUUCAGAAACCUGGAGGGACGGCGGAAACGGUCAUAAACGCGUCGCCUACACCAUUGCAACCACAACAACAUUGCUACUAUACUUUUUGGACUCCCCACAAAACACCUCAACCCAGAAUGAAAACCUCUACCUGCCCUGCAACAACCAAAGCCACUGCCAAUUCCCUCGCUGCUUCCAUGUAGAUCAACACACACUUCUAUUCUCUUACAGGCUGCCAAUACUCCCUUAUAUGGAUUUUGCAAACUGGACUUAACAGAAACCCAAUUCUGAGUCACAUCAAGGAGAAUAGUACAAUUACACCAGACCUGAUUAUCUAAAUCGCUUGUCGUUGCAGCAUUUUUCACAAGGCAUGCGUGCAGCUUGGACAUCUUGUUAUCAUAAUUAAUUGACUCAUCGCACAAGCUAAGUCAUGUUAAGUUUGUGAAUUUCAUAGUUGUUAAAAAUGUAUGUAAAUGGUGAGCAAAGCACAGCAAAAAUGAUUACAAAUAUGGAAAAGAGAUAGCACAAGUCAAAUUAAAGACACGCCCUAAAGUGUCCUGACCCUCCAGCACCACCUUAUCAUAAAUUUUCAUUUGUUGCUCUUUGUGUGACAUAACUUGUUGUCUCUGUGCCAUUUUAUCCUCCCCUGGUUUCCUCACACCCCUUUUCACAGGCUAAACAAUGAUAGAAUGGAUAUCGGUGAGAAAAGGGAAAAACAUAAAGGAAGCAAAACUUUCCACUUAUUUGGGGAACCCCAAGUCAACAGCCACUGUAUUGUGCGUUAAGGGAGACAUGUUAUGCGUUUUCACAAUAUUAAACCACUGCCAGGUGCCUUGAAAAAAAAAAGUCCCUGGUAUUAAUUUACAUCAAAAUACAAUAAAUACAGCCAACAACUGAAUAUCUACUAAGGAUGCUCGACUUCAAAUAGUAGGGAUUUUUUGGAAAAGGGAGAUAAGGCGGGGGGAGCGGUUCGGUCUCAUGCAAAAGAGCCACUUGCCAUCAAGGACCUGUUCUACGGGGUCAAUGGGCUGUCUUUUCGAUGACAACCUGGAGCAAAGCUCAGGUUUUGUGUUUACAGGAGCUACUUGUUCUCAAACAGCUGAGACUCUCAAGACCAAGGGAAGCAGAAAAAGAGGAGAGAGAGCAGAGAAAGACAUACACUUUUGCCGGUCGAGAUAGCACUUCCACUUCUACCAACCCGCGAAAUGACACUCUUCAAUUAUUGCCGUGGACUUUUGUAUGUGGUCAGACCUCAGACAUAUCAACAUGUUGUCUUUGCCCCGCUAAGGUUUCAAGUGUAGAGCGGAAAAAAUUGUGGUGGCUCUUGCCCAUUACGUCCGACAGCUAUGUCAGAAUAAGACAACAUUCAGAAUAGCUCGUUCAGAUACGGUUUCAGAAACAGGCAGCUGAAAAGAUUGACUUGAUUAUUUAAUUUCACACUUGAUGGGUGGGCAGGCACUCUAUAACCCAACUUUUUGUAUAAAAGCAGUUCAUUUUUUUCCAUAAUGUGUCACCUUUAAAACACUGAAACAUUCAUUUAGACUAUGUGUUUGUUGAAACCAAGGCAGGACCUAUUAUUGAGUAUAUUUGUUUUUCGUACUUGCAAAAUUGCGAAUAGAUAUACUGGAUGUUGAAUAAGAGGAUUUGUUGUGUUGUGACACAAAAGAUUUUGAUGCUCAAAAUGUAAUAACCUAGUAAGCUCAUUAAUUAUGAUGUUUAAAAUGUUUGGAUGAACCAGCUAGAGAACUAGUAAAUGUUUUCAAGUCCCCCAUUCACCCUCAUUGAAGAAUACUAAGCCACUGACCAUCAAAAGAAUGCCUGUGUAAAUUUAUUCUGGUCUUAUUGAUUUGUUUAUACCUGGGUGAACAACAGCUGUUUCUCUGUAAAC
Molecule: messenger RNA, 7683 nt
Organism: Syngnathoides biaculeatus (alligator pipefish)
Lineage: Eukaryota; Metazoa; Chordata; Actinopteri; Syngnathiformes; Syngnathidae
Product: tenascin-like
Exons: 25
Coding region: 1320-5852 (1510 amino acids)
Molecular function (GO): protein binding
Source: RefSeq, a predicted model, not a curated record